Molecule: messenger RNA, 1497 nt
Organism: Patiria miniata (bat star)
Lineage: Eukaryota; Metazoa; Echinodermata; Asteroidea; Valvatida; Asterinidae
Product: phospholipase A and acyltransferase 2-like
Exons: 2
Coding region: 387-980 (197 amino acids)
Biological process (GO): N-acylphosphatidylethanolamine metabolic process
Cellular component (GO): cytoplasm
Molecular function (GO): glycerophospholipid phospholipase A1 activity; A2-type glycerophospholipase activity
Source: RefSeq, a predicted model, not a curated record
AAGAAAGGCUUAUAUUUUCACUGAUUUGGGAAUUUCCGUGGAUGGUGCAAUACUAAAUACACGGCGCAGUCUUUGGGGGAUUCCGAUGUUGCAUCAGCACGCGUGUUCCUUGGACCGCCGUGUACCAGUGAAAAAAAUACAGUGAACAGAAAUGGCCACAUCCAAUUAUGCCAGUGAGGAAAUGUGCAGAGUGCUGUAAGGAAAAUGUCAGAGUGCGGGAACCAGUGUAAUGGGAGUCCCCACUUUUGAAUCCAGUCUUUCAGUGCAGUUGCAGCAUCGUCGAACUCAGCUCAAUCACCAAAUCAGUGUCUUUCGUAUGAUCAGAGGCAGUAGCUUUAUACCUCGUCUCGCAAAUAAACUUAACCAGCAGUCGACAGGCAGGAGAGAUGGCAAGCAACAACAAUUAUGGGGUUGUUGGUUACUGGCAUGAGCCUUCAUUUCCGGAUAUUAAGGCAUUGGAAGGCGACUUAUGCCUGGGUGAUAGGGUGGAGUUCCGCCGGGACGUCGGGUACGCACACUGGGGUAUAUACGUCGGUCAGUAUCGAGGUAUGAGACACGCUGUCAUCCACUUCGGUAUGUUCGAAGGAGGGCCGGAAUUCUCCAAAAAGAAGGCAAUGGGAAUUCCGUCUGCUGCCAGUGAAAAGCCCGAGAUACGAGCUGAUACAAUAGGGAUGAUUUUCGGCGGCUCUGGCAGGGCGAGGAUCAACAACUCCAGAGACCAUCAAGAAAAGCCUUUGGAUCCCGGCGUCAUCAUUGAAACAGCAAAGAAGAUGCACCGAGACAAAACGCCGAUCGACUACAACCUUUUCAGCAGUAACUGCGAGCACUUCGUGAACCUCUGUCGAUACAGUCAUCCCCACAGUGAUCAGAUUACUGCAGCAUUGCAGACGGCUGGGUACACGACGCUUGCCGUUGGUGCUAUCGGUGCAGUAAUAGCUAUCACCUCCGCGGUCAUAAGUCCCAGAACUGAACGAAGAUAAUACUGUCACUUCAACUACUUCUCGUGGAACACCACAGUUAAUUGAGUUGCCAGAGAACCACACAGGGAAAGGAGCUCCGAAUAAGCGAACAGCGACACUCGGAUUUAUUUGCCUGUGGUUCGACAGGAAUUGAAGGGUGAUGUCGCAAGGAUGAUAACCAAAACAAUACAUGUAGUACAUAACAAAGUACAGUGCUGAUGCAGCUAUAAAAACACAACUCGUCAGUUCAGUGCUUAAAGGUCAAUUUAAAUUGAUAAUUCAGAUAUAUUUUGUAAAUAAGCGGGGCAAAUAGUAGAACAUUGAAAUAUGUAGAGACAAAUUAUAACGACUGAAAAAAGGUACAACAGAUGCGCAAUCACAUCAAACCAAAAUCUGGCAAACAUUCCCCGUUCAGAAUGUUUUAUUAUAUAUACAAUUUAGUUCGUGUUCAAACCAGUUAAAUUUACUAAAUAACUGUGAAUUUGCUAUGUUUAUCUGCUGCUGAAUAUAUUAUGUGAGGUAUAUUUUGUAAGUAAGA